ACAUCACGUCCCCUCGCUGGUAGAUCAUCAAAGUGUAUCAGUACAAGGACUCACAGUGUAUAUUCUCUAUUGAUCGUUUACAUAAAUACUAACUGGACACUCAAAGACACAGAAUUACACACGGUUUCCUGAAAGACAUCAAAGACAUCUUCGUCUUGCUGAGUCCUGUAGCACUCUUAAUAUGGCGUCUUGUGACCUCGAUAAGGAYRAYCACUACCAAAUGAACAAUGUAAACACGAAUCAUGGCGUUCAGGAAGACAGUGAUAAUGAAACAGAUCGACGACAACAGAUACUUAAAAAGAAACGAAGUAAACUAAGAAGAGUCCUUUCAAAGUACAAAAUCAAGAAACCACGUUUAGUAAGUAAGCAUGGCGGUCUUAAAGUCGUCGCUACUGAGGUCCAAUCGAAACAGAGYAUGUAYGUAUCGGACUUAUUUACGACCAUGAUCGAUGCCAAGUGGCAUUGGAUAUUGAUCAUCUUUGUUACAGCGUACAUAGGAAGUUGGCUGAUAUUUGGUUGUCUGUGGUAUCUACUAGACUAUGUUUAUGGUGCAAGUUACUGUGUCGACAAUGUGCAUUCAUUUGUUACAGCGUUUUUAUUUUCAUUGGAGUCACAGACGACGAUUGGUUAUGGUGGAAGGCAAAUCACAGCUAAAUGUCCCGAAGCUGUCAUUCUAUUGAACAUCCAGUCUUUAUUUGGGUGUUUUCUUAACGCGUUUAUUCUGGGUUUAAUAUUUGCUAAGCUUUCUCGUCCACGUAAUCGUGCAGGUACAAUCAUGUUCUCUAGUAAGGCAGUCAUUGCAGUCAGGGAUGGCAAAAUGUGUUUAAUGUUUCGUGUUGGUGACGUCCGAAAAAGUCAAAUUCUAGACUGUCAAAUACGCGUUCAGUUGUUCAGAACUCGCACAACUAAAGAAGGUCUUACUCUACCUUUUUAUCAGCAAGAUUUGAAAGUUGGAAUUGACUGGAAUGACGAACAGUCAUAUGGAAACAGUACAAUUUUUCUCAUACUACCCCUGACGGUAGUUCACGUGAUUGACGAAGAGAGUCCAUUUUUCACGAUGAGCCCCUCAGACCUGUCAGAGAGCGAUCUUGAGUUGGUAGCUAUUAUGGAAGGAACUAUUGAAGCUACUGGCCUCUUAACCCAGGCUAAAACAUCUUAUGUUGGUGAUGAAAUUAUGUGGGGUUUUGAGUUCAAAACCACAGUUGACAGAUCGAGUUGGAAAGGUGGACGAUAUCGUGUGGAUUUCUCUCAGUUUCAUAAUUUUAUUCCUGUAGACACACCACGUGUUUCCGCAAUGGAAUUCUACGAAGGCAAACUCUACCCACACUCACACAGGGCUUCAGUAGUAACYUCGCAAUCAAGCGAUGAAGUUUUUUCAGUGAAUUUAGAGAGAGAAGAAGUCGCAGUGCAGACCGAUUACAAUUCUGCUGAUGAAGUGAUCAGAAACUGGGAAAUACGCAAUCGUAAAGCAACGUCAGUCAAGGACAACGGACCSUUACAGUUCGCUGAAAACCCGGGUUACGUUAAUGUUGACGAUGAUGAUGUUUUGUUUGUGUAAUUUGUUGCUUUCGGGAUUGGAUCUCUGUCAUCACUACUUAGUGCGAUGACCUGGGGAUCUGAUCUAAACGCAGGGAUCCCAAGCGUGCAUUGACMCCGGCAAAAUUUCUGACUGACGACACUGUCAAAAACAGGCGUCUUGCGUCAUCAAGGGCACAUCAAGCUAUCUCCCCUAAAUCGAGAAUGUUGUCAAAAUAAACUUUAGACAGAACGGAAAAAGAACAUCUGAUAUUGUAACUCAACGCCGCCCGACGAUACAUAGCCGGUAAACUUUCAGCCGUGAAAUAGCCUGCGUAGUCAGGAGUUCUUAGCCGCUCCGAGGGAGUUUGGGGCACAGAAACAGAAACCAGGUUAGGAUUUUCUGGACCUGAAAAUGUGAAAGCCGUGAAAUUUUUGUAUUUUGUUUUGAUAAGUAUUAUGACAUAUAUCUUUUGAUACACAACUUAUCUAAAGCGCAGAAUUCCUUUUUAGAGAGAAGAUUUGACAAUCGAUAAUGGAGCAAUUAGGGAAAAGCAAUCAUUGAGACAAAUAACCACGAUGGGGCAGGCUUUAGUAUUUUAUGACUUUUAUUUGAUUUCACUCCAUACAUCAAGACAUCCAAAAUCCAAUACAUCGCAUAAUACAAAUCAUUUAGUUAGGUUUCUUCGGGUUUCAAAUGAACAGAAAAAAUAACAAAUUGCUUAACCUCAAAUAAAUGGACUGAGCUGUGCCAGCUUUGAUAGGCGAUUUUUGACUUUUUUAGGUAGUUACUUGGUAUUAAUACUAGCCGUGUAAAUAAUAGUCUUUUUCUAAAAGAAAUAAUAAAUUAUGAUUCACAAGGAUA
Messenger RNA from Exaiptasia diaphana, 2380 nucleotides. RefSeq names its product G protein-activated inward rectifier potassium channel 3. Gene Ontology annotation, biological process: regulation of monoatomic ion transmembrane transport; potassium ion import across plasma membrane. The record is from RefSeq and is a predicted model, not a curated record. Gene Ontology annotation, cellular component: plasma membrane. The transcript is spliced from 2 exons. Gene Ontology annotation, molecular function: inward rectifier potassium channel activity. Lineage: Eukaryota; Metazoa; Cnidaria; Anthozoa; Actiniaria; Aiptasiidae. Bases 182 to 1558 code for a protein of 458 amino acids.